AACCACCCAGAAGCCAAAGAUACCCUCAAUCCCAUAGCCCGACCAAAAGAUAGACAAGGAGUCUAUAUUCACAGAUGCAGUGCGUGCUCGGGGCCACACAGACUCUGCCUUCGCAGAAUAUCUCGGCGGGGCAUGACAGCGCUAAGCCCGUCUCGGACAAAUUAUACGCCCGUAAGACCCAUACGCUGGUUAACUCGAUAAACAAUGGCACGCGCUGUAUGGACACAACUUCUUUCAGACGCCUCUAUCCGGAGGUCGUCGCAGACUCUGGCUGUUAUUGCUGGCAAUGCCUAUCUAUAUGGCGGCGAGCUGCAGCCCCGCGAACCGGUGAACUCCACGGUGUAUCGCAUAGCUGUCGACCGUGAAUUUGUGACAGACAGCCGGAUAUCCCCUAUGACCACCUCCGACGCUCCCCAGCCCCGAGUCGGAGCUGCAUCUACCGUCAUCAACGGAAAAGUCUACGUGUUUUCAGGCCGUGGCGGAACAGCCAUGACCCCGAUAGAAGAAUCAGGCUCCUUUUGGGUCCUUGACCCAGCUGCCAGUGCCUGGUCUCAGGUCGCCCCUGCCGAUCCCCCGUCCCCGUACCCCGUCGGACGCAGCUACCAUGCUCUCGCCAACAACGGCAAAGAUACAAUCUUCCUCCAUGCCGGCUGUCCCGAGAAAGGUCGAUUGUGCGACCUGUGGGCGUUCAAUAUCGUGACUCGCCAGUGGCAGGAACUGGCUCCCGCCCCGAAGCCAGAAAGAGGCGGUACGUCGAUUGCCUUUGCCGAGGGCAAGGUCUUCCGGAUGAAUGGAUUCGAUGGCAAUAAAGAACAAGGCGGAGCGUUGGAUGUAUUCGACCCGGAAAGGAACGCUUGGGAUACUAUCACGUAUCCGGCGGAUGGUAUCUCAGGGCCAAGUGCACGCAGUGUGAGCUGCCUGCUGUCGCUGCACAUUUCGGGGAAGCCAUGUCUGGUCACCAUGUUCGGGGAACAUGAUCCGAGUAGUCUGGGACACCAAGGGGCAGGUAAGAUGCUUGCAGAUGCGUGGAUUUUCGAAAUAGAGAGUCAUAAGUGGGCGAAGAUCGAGGUGGAUAACGAGAGUAGGCCUCAAGGACGCGGUUGGUUUGAUGCGGAUGUGAUUCCGAGUGCGUCACAGCCUAGCAUUGCCGUCCAUGGUGGACUAGCCGAGUCGAAUGAUCGUCUAGGCGAUGUGUGGCGGCUUGAUUUUUGAAGUACAUACACCAGCGGUUGAUCAUCCUGCCUGAUUUUGCGUUUUGGACCUCUUGCGUAGCCAAAUC
Molecule: messenger RNA, 1279 nt
Organism: Aspergillus ibericus CBS 121593
Lineage: Eukaryota; Fungi; Ascomycota; Eurotiomycetes; Eurotiales; Aspergillaceae
Product: Kelch repeat protein
Exons: 3
Coding region: 205-1212 (335 amino acids)
Molecular function (GO): protein binding
Source: RefSeq, a predicted model, not a curated record